This is a messenger RNA of Chinchilla lanigera (long-tailed chinchilla), 5066 nucleotides long. It is a transcript of the gene Klhl8, whose product is annotated as kelch-like family member 8. The record is from RefSeq and is a predicted model, not a curated record. The transcript is spliced from 11 exons. Bases 567 to 2429 code for a protein of 620 amino acids. Gene Ontology annotation, molecular function: protein binding. Lineage: Eukaryota; Metazoa; Chordata; Mammalia; Rodentia; Chinchillidae.
ACCGCUUAGAACCCAGCCCGCCGCGCCGGCCCGGUGGCUCGGGUAGCGCCGCCUGCGAGCGGAAGGCUGGAGAGCGGCGCAGCGGUGCGCGCUUAGCCGCCUCGUCGCUGCUCUUACUCCCCCGGGUGCCGGGAUCGAACCCGCGCUCUUCCCCGCAGCGGCGCCUCAGCCCUUUGAAAUCUGUCUUGGGACGGGAUCUGCCGUAAUUGUCUAGGCUGGCUUUGAAUUUGCAAUCCUCCUGCCUCAGCCUCCGAGAAGCCGGGAUUAUAGAGUUGGGAAGUCUCAGCACCCUGUUUUCCUCCUGCAGCCGGAGCCUCCUGGGCUGUGAGACCUCACAGCGAGUGCAGCUCGGGUUACAGGCUCGGUUACCAGCACACCCGCAGGCUUGGGCGAGUGAGGUGGAUCCAGUGAUGCUGCCCACACCCUCUCAGCAAAGUGGGAGGUGGCGGUUCAGUGUGUUUUAAAAACUCCGAAGAUUAGCGGCUGCCACCCUGUGUCUUCUCACCUUUUAACAAAGCAUAAAUGGGGUAUUUGAGAAGAAAGCUACAUUAAAAGAAGAGUUACAAAUGGCUUCAGAAUCGGUGACUUGCGGGAAAUCAGCUCGGAAUCACUUCCCGAAGGGGAAAAGGCAGCAGCCGCAGCCAGUGAAGAGCAGGUCUUCAGUGAGCGACUGUGACGGGGAGGACGCCUUCACCUUUGAGGCUAAUGAAGCCUGGAAGGAUUUCCACAACUCUCUCCUGCGCUUCUACGAAAAUGGAGAGCUCUGUGACGUCACACUAAAGGUUGGCUCAAAGCUCAUCUCCUGUCACAAGCUGGCCCUGGCUUGUGUUAUUCCCUACUUCAGAGCCAUGUUUCUCUCUGAAAUGGCAGAAGCCAAGCAGACACUGAUUGAGAUCAGAGAUUUUGAUGGCGACGCGAUGGAGGACCUGGUGAAAUUCGUCUACUCCUCGCGGCUCACACUGACCGUGGACAACGUCCAGCCUCUCUUAUAUGCGGCCUGCAUCCUGCAGGUGGAACUGGUGGCCAGAGCCUGCUGUGAGUACAUGAAGCUGCAUUUCCACCCCUCCAACUGCCUAGCAGUGCGGGCCUUUGCGGAAAGCCACAACCGGACGGACCUCAUGGACAUGGCCGACCAGUACGCCUGCGAACACUUCACCGAGGUCGUGGAGUGCGAGGACUUCGUGAGUGUGUCGCCCCAGCACCUGCACAAGCUUCUAUCCUCCAGCGAUCUGCACAUUGAGAACGAAAAGCAGGUCUACAGCGCAGCCAUCAAGUGGCUUCUCGCCAACCCCCAGCAUCACUCCAAGUGGCUGGACGAAACCCUGGCGCAGGUUCGUCUGCCAUUAUUGCCGGUUGAUUUUCUUAUGGGUGUAGUGGCGAAAGAACAGAUUGUCAAGCAAAAUCUAAAAUGUAGAGAUUUAUUGGAUGAAGCAAGAAAUUAUCACCUUCAUCUGAGUAGCAGAGCCAUACCUGACUUUGAAUACUCCAUUCGGACUACCCCAAGGAAGCACACUGCAGGCGUGCUGUUCUGCGUCGGGGGUCGAGGUGGAUCUGGCGACCCCUUUCGCAGUAUUGAGUGCUAUUCCAUCAACACAAACAGCUGGUUCUUUGGACCCGAGAUGAACAGCCGGAGGCGACAUGUGGGUGUGAUCUCUGUGGAAGGUAAAGUGUAUGCAGUGGGGGGACACGACGGGAACGAACACCUGGGCAGCAUGGAGAUGUUUGACCCUCUCACCAAUAAGUGGAUGAUGAAGGCCUCGAUGAACACGAAGAGGCGAGGAAUUGCCCUGGCCUCCUUGGGAGGCCCAAUAUAUGCCAUCGGAGGGUUGGACGACAACACUUGCUUCAAUGACGUGGAGCGGUACGACAUCGAAUCCAACCAGUGGAGUGUGGUGGCCCCGAUGAACACUCCCCGCGGCGGCGUCGGCUCCGUGGCUCUUGUGAGCCAUGUUUAUGCGGUUGGUGGCAAUGACGGCGUGGCCUCUUUGUCUAGUGUGGAGAGGUACGACCCACAUCUGGACAAGUGGAUAGAAGUGAAAGACAUGGGCCAGCGACGAGCAGGCAAUGGAGUCAGCGAGCUUCAUGGCUGCUUAUAUGUUGUUGGUGGCUUUGACGACAACUCCCCUCUGAGCUCGGUGGAGCGGUACGACCCUCGAAGCAAUAAGUGGGAUUAUGUGGCCUCGCUCACCACGCCCAGGGGCGGGGUGGGGAUCGCCUCGGUCAUGGGCAAAAUCUUCGCGGUCGGCGGUCACAACGGCAACACGUACUUAAACACGGUGGAAGCCUUCGAUCCGGUGCUGAACAGGUGGGAGCUCGUGGGCUCUGUGUCUCACUGCAGAGCUGGUGCGGGCGUCGCUGUGUGCGCCUGUCUCACAAGCCAGAUUCGGGACGUAGGCCACGGGUCCAGCAACGUGGUGGACUGUAUGUGACUGGCACGCCGGCCGUCACCGACCCGGUCCCUGCCAAGGGGCAGCAAAGCCAGCCAGGAUUUUGAUACGACCCCCUUUGAAUUUUAAUGACAACCAGAGACUUAUGUAAAUGUAACUGUAGUAUUGUGACUGAGUGCCACUUUUUGAAUGACAGCUGGAGUUUUGAGUCCCGCUGUUAGGAGAACGACGGUGUGGGGAGGAAGACACUUGAACUUGGAACGAGGCCUGCUCUGGAGAAGGCGUUCAGAUAGUGCCAGAACCUGCAAGUCUCUGUUUGGCUGAAUCCAAAUGAAAUCUGUUGUUUUCCUUUUCCGGAGCAGAGGUUAGAGCCUGUGUGUGCACGUCCAGACACGGGAGACCCGCUCCUCUUCAAAGUCAGUUCUACUCGGUGCUGCUGACGUUACGUCUUGCUUUUAUUGUAGGUGAUGAUUUUCACUUUCUUGGGUACUUUCAGCAGUAGAAAAACUUUUUGUCUGAAUGCCCGUUGGCUGCGUUCUUGGAAGCUGACACAGGCCUUGACUUCAGUUUGCAUUGCUAGGGCACCAAAAAACUUGGCCGUGCUGAUUAUGUCUGAACAAAUCUACAGAUUGGUUUUGGGUUUUUUUUCCUAUCUCAUGCAAAAAGUGAGCCUGAGGAAAUACUAGAGAAGGCUUGGUGCUGCUGUCAUCCAGUGCCCGGAUGGGAGCCCCCGAGAAGGCGCCAAUUAUACGCUGCUCUGCGGAGGGAGCUCGGAGGCUGCCUUGAGCCUUCUUCUUUGACCUGUUUGAUCUUGAAUCCAGGAUUCAUCACCUUCCUAUUUUGUUAUUUGCCACCAUCCUGGUUUUUCUAACUGUACAUAGCUGGAUUUGUUACUUGGAAAUGAAUGCAUUUGUACCAAAACUCUUUCUUGACUGCUGACUGGUUAGUUCACGUCCAUCAGUAAUGAAACGUGUGUCGGUAAAGCCAGAGGGAGAUGGAAACCGCUCUUUUUGUUCCUCAUGUUUAAUACUCUCCAGUGUAUUUAUUGCAGUUUAAUUGAAAAUAUUUCUAUAAGUUAAUUUGAACCCCACGGUAUUGAUAAACCAACUGAUAUUACAGCCUUUCAUUGUUUUAACUAGCAUUAGAAGAUGACUAUUCAUUAUUUGUAUAUACUUCUAUAAAUAUUUAUUAAACAUAAAAGUACCCUACUUUCUGUUUGCUAUGCAGUUUGCAUCCUCCCGCAGGGCCUCGUCCGCACCCUAGAACCGGCCGGGCUCACUGCUGCACAGGGUUACCUGGGGCACGAGGAAGCUGGCCCGUUGGAGGCUCCCCGACCCGGCCCAGCCAGAGGUCACCGGCUGAUUGAAUGGGGCCUGGACUUGUCAGUGCGAGAGGGCAGAACGCCACAUGCCAAAAGCCAGCUGCCGGGCAUACCCACUGAAAAGAGAGGAAGACAUUCCGGAGGGCUCACGCUGGCAAAUGCAGUUCCGGAAGCAAAUUCCAAAGUUCUCAUGCUGUUUUUCCCUACUCUUGGCCUGUGGGCAAGUUCCUGAGUCAUUCCUGCUUCUGUCCCGGGGCUCGCUGGCCUAAGUGCGGCCAUGUUUAAGUUACCCCCAGAAGCGCUGUCUGGACCAGGCACAGCUGGCGAGUGCGGAGCGUAAGCUGUGAAACACGGCUUCCGCUGUUUGCACGUCUGAUGAAGUUCACGUGCUGUAGUGCGUGUCUGGCCGUGGUUACUAGUAUGCGUCAUGUUUAUUUUCAGGGGUCAGGGUCUGAUUGUUUGCUACGAUCGCUUAGGAUGUUUUUCGCCCUCACACGCGUCUGCCUACUGUGCGUAUAGGUGGGUGUGGGACAUUUCUCUCUCUGGCGUAUGGCGCAGUAGUCAGUCACCUAACAUCCUCCGUCUCUACCCGCGCCCCCCACAAAAUACGAGACGUGCGGAAGUAAAGCGAAACGGAGGGAACGCGCGGCUGUCUUCCGCAUUAUGUGCGCACGGCGGUAGGAAGAGAGAAAUAGCAGAGUUGGCGUGUUGCCUCUGUUGGACAGGAACACCUUGGAGACGGGAAGUGAGACUGGGGCUGAGAGGAGAUGCCGCUGAGAGGUGGUCAGAGAAGUGGUUCGUGAUAGCGCGCUGUGGCUUUGACCUCCGAGGUUAGCAGCACCUACCAGGAACGUGACGCGAGGUACAGCUGAAAUAAGAAAUGCAGAAUAAACGGGAACUGUACACAUUCAUAUCCUCUCUUUCUUUUUCCUUUUGAGCUGGGUCUUGCCCUGUUGCCCAGGCAAUCCUCAAACUCCUGAGCUCAGGUGAUCCUUCUGCCUCAGCCUCUGGGCCACGGAACCGGGCCUUGUGUCUUAUUUUCUUCAAGAGAUAUUUCUAGAUUCUUCGUGUAACUCUCUGAUUUAGUCAUUAAAGCUACUGCUGUACUGUGUUGCACUGCCACUUUAAAAUAAUUUCACUAUACUCCUGUGUAACUAAUUGGUGAUAUUUAAAGUGUUUGAAUAAACUUUGUGCUCCAGGAACUGCUACGGCAGUCCCAAAUGAACUGUGUAUAAUGCCCCCAAAUGCCUGCCCAAGAGAUUGUUGAUACUGUAUAAAGCACUUUUUAAAAUGGUACACUGGAGAAUUUUCCUUGUUGGUUUUUUUCUCUAAGAGAAAAUACAUUGGAAUCUAAAUCA